AUGCAGGCCUCCCGAAAGCUGGUCGCCUUGGGUGAUGGUGGAUGUGGCAAGACGUCACUGUUAACCGUGUAUACAAAAGGUGUGACUUGCGCCAAGACGGCUAUGCUGACCACAAACAUGGAUAGUGAACCCACAGAAACCUUGAUAGUCGACGACCGGAUGGUCGAACUGAGCUUGUGGGACACGGCAGGACAGGAAGACUUUGACAUGCUACGGUCUUUGUCUUACGCAGACACGCACGUAGUUCUGGUCUGUUUUUCGGUUGAUAGGCCAGUGUCUUUGGACAAUAUUGAGACAAAGUGGAUCCCGGAAGUCAAUGACAAUUGUCCUGGCGUCAAGAUUCUUCUGGCUGAUGUGGUCCAGACGCUCGCACAGCAGGGCUUGCGUCCAGUGCAGUACGGUCAAGGGCUCGCAGUAGCACGCAAAAUCAAAGCUACGAGAUACCUCGGUCAGUAG
Apiotrichum porosum is the source of this 456-nucleotide messenger RNA. RefSeq names its product Rho GTPase (gene RHO3). The transcript has 7 exons. Bases 1 to 456 code for a protein of 151 amino acids. Gene Ontology annotation, molecular function: GTPase activity; GTP binding. Lineage: Eukaryota; Fungi; Basidiomycota; Tremellomycetes; Trichosporonales; Trichosporonaceae. The record is from RefSeq and is a predicted model, not a curated record. Gene Ontology annotation, biological process: small GTPase-mediated signal transduction.